This is a messenger RNA of Symbiodinium natans, 1293 nucleotides long. The record is from the annotation of a GenBank genome assembly. NCBI's taxonomy places the organism in Eukaryota, Dinophyceae, Suessiales, Symbiodiniaceae.
AUGGUCCAAGUGCUGCUGGCUUCUGAGCCGCAAGGAUGGAAGCAGCUUCUCCAAGGGUUUCGCAGCGAGCAGCUCGGCAAAUUGCUGGAAUGUCUGCGCAUGCUGCGCCCAGGCGCAAGGAAGCCCACCUCCGCAAGAAGCGCAAGAGAAGCGCAGCGGAACAUCGUGGAUGACAACAGCGAUGAAGCACCACAAAGGAAGUAUCUCCACUGGCACAGGCAGAGAGGUCGAUACGAAGCCAAAUGUGAAGUGGGUAACCUUGAGAUUCGCUCACCAUAUUCGCUUUUCCUGCCAGUCGCAGCCUACUACCACUCUGCAAUUGUGGAGCUUCGGGGCUUCAUUCAGCAGUACUUUCGGGUGAAGCCAGAUGCUACCUUUGAAGCAGCACUGAAAGAUGCUUUCAUGAAACUUGGUCGUGCAGGAUAUUGUUGCCCAUUCACAUUCACUAGUCGCAGAUUUCUUGAAUCUCGAAAGCAUCUCCGAAUGCCAGCUGUUUACGACUUGGAGACAGCUCUUGAGAUGCGCCGCGACUUGCUCGAAGUGCCCACGGUCGCGAGGUUCAAUCAGGUCAAGAAGAACUGGGACAAGAAAUUACAAGAUCAUGAAGCGCAGGCAAAACGCCAUGACAAGGCCCACGAGCUGAAAGGCUACAUCUUGGCCCAACAGGAGUUCCUUUGUGAGUGUCCAACGGUUCGCCUUCGAAAGCUGGGCAAGCAGCCCCCUGAUGUGAUGCUGAAGGUUCCAGUGCCGGGAAAUCUGGCAGCGCGGCUGCAGGCGGGUGGGCAGGAAGUGGCAGAGCUGCAAAAGAUGCUCUCCGGCGUUGCCGGGCGGAAAGCUAUCAUGCAGUUCUUCCGGGCAGAGCACGUGCGGAGGUUGGCCCUGGACUAUGGAGGGUGGGGGCGGAUGGGUCCAAUGAAUGACACGCAGAAAGCAGGCAUCCUUGGUUUCGUGCCGAUUGUGGACUUAGCUUGGCUCAGCUGCGCCAACUCCACAUGGAGACAGGAAGUCCACCAGCACCUGGCGAACCGUGGCAGCCAGGCUGUUGUGCUUACACCGCGAGAUUUUAGCAUGAUCGCACCUCUUCCCCAGAUCCUUUACUUCUUGAGUGAGAAGCUGCAAGGAGUGCAACGCAUGGACUUGAGAGAGAUGCCGCUGGACGUGAUGUCCAGCAGCUUGUUGUGGGCAACCCUGUCGGAGCUCCACAGCCUCCAGCUGGUUGUCGUUCACAGGUCGCACGCGUCGUACCCGCCGAUAGCUCUCGAGAGGCGGUUCUCCGUGCAGGUCUCGCUUUGA